This is a messenger RNA of Coregonus sp. 'balchen', 22535 nucleotides long. Lineage: Eukaryota; Metazoa; Chordata; Actinopteri; Salmoniformes; Salmonidae. The record is from the annotation of a GenBank genome assembly.
AUGGUGGUAGCUAGUGGUUCCACGGGGACAGUCAGGGCACAUGGGAAUAGUGGUGACCUCCAGCUAGCACGGCCAGUAGAGCCAGUCUGCAUGCCUGGGAACGGGGACACAGCAGACGUCAGUGGAGAGGAUGAGAGGUUCAGAAUGAUGCGUACAGUCUGUGGACACUAGGUGUUUGAAUAAAACAGCCAGUGAGAAAACGGUGGAUGAAGGGGGAAGAGAAGGGAGGGUUGGGGACCCCUCAGUUAACUUCUCACACAGCAGGUGUGUCUCUAUGAACUUCCUUUCCUUUGUCCAUGGUUCUGAAAACACUUUAUUUGAAACGUUGCUGAGGUCUUUAAUACUUGAGUCUGGCUGUAUGAGAACCCCAGGUUCUGUCAGGUUAUGUUGUCAUCGCAGAGGCCUGGGUUGGCAGAUCAGUCACGGGUCAAGAGCCAAUAAUUUCAUCCUGAGUGGCUUGGAGCCAUAGCCAUUGGCCGGGGCAGGCUAGGGAGAGGAGAGAGAGGGGAGAGGGCCUCACACAGGGAGACUGGAACACCACAACACCAAGCCAAGUGGAGAGAAAAGCCAUAGGAAAUGGUCUUCGUUGAGUUCAAUCUGAAUCUCAAGACCACCACCUUGGACAAACAGCGCCCUGAAAGCAGCCCAAGAACAAACAAGCAACUGUGUGAGUCACUCAUGUAAUCACAAGACUAGUCUAGGAGCAAGAAAAUACAGAGUGGGAGGGAGUGAAAAGAAGAAAGGGAGAAGAAAGUGAAAGAGGGAGUUCUAGUUCAUUAAUACAUCCAGUAAAUAUUGUUAUGUGGUAGUUUGUAAUAUUGGUUUUGUCAAGGACAGAGACAGCAUAGCAACAGACACAGUGUGUUGUGAGUUACCUAAGCUUUGGUCUGCAUCAGUGAUAGUUUUACACUCAAUGUUUUUCCACAUUCUGUUUUGGUGGUAGAGCAGGACAGAGACAGAGACAGAGACAGAGACAGAGACAGAGGGUUCUGUUUGGGUGGUAGACCAGGACAGAGACAGAGGGUUCUGUUUGGGUGGUAGAGCAGGACAGAGACAGAGGGUUCUGUUUGGGUGGUAGAGCAGAACAGAGACAGAGGGUUCUGUUUGGGUGGUAGACCAGGACAGAGACAGAGACAGAGACAGAGGGUUCUGUUUGGGUGGUAGAGCAGAACAGAGACAGAGGGUUCUGUUUGGGUGGUAGAGCAGGACAGAGACAGAGGGUUCUGUUUGGGUGGUAGAGCAGAACAGAGACAGAGGGUUCUGUUUGGGUGGUAGAGCAGAACAGAGACAUAGGGUUCUGUUUGGGUGGUAGAGCAGAACAGAGACAGAGGGUUCUGUUUGGGUGGUAGAGCAGAACAGAGACAGAGACAGAGACAGGGACAGAGAGGAGGGGGGGAGAAAAUGAGAGGGGUCUUUACUCUUUAAUCGAAAUGAUAGUGAGAAAGUGGAAGGAAAGUGAAAGCUGUCAGAAAGGAAAAGUUGUCACCAUAGCCAAGUGACAUCCACCCCUUCUCUCUUAUAUGGAGGAAAUGUAGUUGUGUGCUUGCCUCCCACACACACAAUUAGGGCCCCCACAAAGAAAAACUCCACUCACACUAGUGACGUAUGUGACAUCACACAUGGUCUACUUUCUAUAAUGCUCCUGUCAGAAGAUAUGUUUUCUGGCACUUGCUUUUCACGUUUCAUUCUAACUCCUGCCUGCAUGCUAAGUCUACACAGUAGGUCACUGUUGUCACUUAUUCUAUUAAUAAACAAGACCUUCUGUGAUAUUUCACAUUUCCGCUUUAUUCCUAGAAUCUUUUAUCUUAACACAUCAUAUAAAGGUAUGUUGGUUGUGUGUCUAUGAUAAGCAUAGGAAGAGACCCAUCGUCCAAUUAUCUUUUGAUUUGUACAAAGCCUACAUUUGACUUGUAUCAAGUAUUUUAUAAGCUUUCUCUCUCUCUCUCUCUCUCUCUAUCUCUCUCUCUCUCACCCCUUGUAGUUUCUGUCGGAUCGUAUUCUGAAGGCAACAAGGGUGGUGUACAGUGCCUUGAUAGAGCGUAACCCUGACCUGAUCAGAGACAGAAAGCAUCACCUAAAGACCUACAGGUAUGUAUUGGGCCUCCUAUGUCAAUGACUUCAAUAACUAUUGCUUUGUAUAGUUCCCUUGUAGAGGUCUCACUCUCUCCUCCUUACAGACAAUGUUGUUCGGGGAAAGAUCUUGUUGAUUGGCUGAUGAAGCUAAACAAAUGCCUCCAAUCAAGGAGCCAGGCAGUUGGAAUGUGGCAAGUCCUGGUGGACGAAGGAAUCAUUGUUCAUGGUAAAUGAGAUUGCUUUAAGAUGUGUAUAUACAGUAACUGCAAUUAUUUCAUCAAAGUUCAAAAUUGUUAAUCAAGCCAUAGCAGUUUUGUACGUUUUCUGAUAGUUUGAUGAUAGUUAUAGUCCUUGUUUUUAACAAGUCCUCACUUUCAUUAGAGUGAGAGUAUUAUCAUCAUGUAUUGUGAAAUAUGAUCAUUGAGAAUCAACCACUCUCUGUGAGUGUAACAAAACUCAAUGUCUUCUAUCAUCACAAUGUAGUGAAGCAAGAGUUAAACUUCCAUGACAAACACACUCAAUUUUACCGCUUCCUGGAUUCGGAGUUUGGACUGAACCACUUGACUAAUGAGAAGGAUGCACUGAAUCACACAGCCAAUGAGAAUCUCUACCUGAAACACACAACCAAUGAGAAGGACCAAUCAGACGAAGAGCUGCAGGAGGGUUUGUUGUUAUUACUCCAGAUGGGUCCAGAUGCUCUUCUGACCAUGAUUUUACGUAAAUGGUGAGUUCCAUUUUAUUAUACUGUGUGUCUGAAUCAAGUUUGUUUUACCCUUGAAGUCAAGGGGACAAUGAACUUGUAUUCUAUCCUAUCCUAUCAUAACCCAUCCUAUUCUAAGUCAUAGCCUGUGACAGUAUUCUAACCUGCCCAUAUCCCUUCCACUCUGUAGCCCCAGUCAGCGAAGUGCUGAGGACCUGGAAGUGAUCUAUGAGGAGCUGCUUCAUGUCAAGGCUGCUGCUCAUCUCUCCACCUCCGUGAGUGACAGCAUCCUGUUCUGUCCCUGGGCUGACUGAGUCCUAAAUGGCACCCUCUUCCCUAUGUAGUGCACUACUUUUGAAUAAGGGCCAUAGGGCUCUGGCCAAAAGUAGUGAACUCCAUUUAAUCUAGUCAGAAGAUGUUCAGAACGUCCUGUAGAAAUAAGAAACUGUGCUACACCAUGGGCCGUAUUCAAAGUCUCAAGGUAGGAGUACUGAUACAGCAUCAGUUUUGCCUCAUAGAUCAUAAUGAAUAAGAUUAUGUGGACGGGGGGGAUCUGAUUCUAGAUCAGUACUCCUACUCAUCGACUCUUUGUGAAUUAAAUAUGGGCCCAGUUCUUAGAAAGUGGAUUGAGCCUCCUGUGGACUAGAAAACCUGCACAUGAUGAAAACCUGCACAUGAUCCACAUUAAGUCUACUCCUGGGCUGCAUAAGCAAUGCUCAAUGGAGUAUCGAAAGUGAUUGAAAAUGGUUUUAAAUCCAGGAAUUGGUUUAAUCUGGGUCCGAGAAGAGGAUGUAACCCUACUGUAUGUCCUGUAGAACUAAGGCUUUAUGCUGCCCCUCCCACUGACCUCUCCCUGUUUAAUCCUGUCUCAUCCCCUUUCCUUCUUCCUGUAGGUGCGUAAGGAGUUGGCAGCAGUGCUGGUGUUUGAGUCCCAUGCCAAAGCAGGCACAGUCUGUGAGUGUGAUAGUCUGUAAUAGUCUUCCCUGAUGUUUAUUUGAACUGUGGUGGGCCCACAUCACUACCACAGUGCUACAGAUACUCUGUCUCUGUUUCCAUCCUCCCCCUCACUGCAGUAUACAACCAACCUGUCCUUUAGGCAGAACUCAUUAUUCCUGCCACUGAUGUAAAACCUACUGAAACCUACUGGAAUAUUUCAAUAUCUUUAUCUUGGACAAUCAGUCCAUUAGAUUGUCAGAGAAAGCUGUGUGUCGGCAGAGCUGACUGAAACGUCAACCUAAAUGCCGUGUGUACCUUUGUGAACAUGGACAAGAAGAUACAGAUCACCAGCAUUUUGCCUCCCAGCCUUUCGUUUUUAUUGGACUUAGUGCCCUUUGGGACAUAAUUACCUGUGAAGUUGAUUGACUUAGAUGCUGAUGUGUGGGAAAGAGACUGGUGGGAUUCAUCCUGAUUAUGUGUAUCUGUGUUUCUCAGUGUUCAGUCAGGGAGACAAAGGCACUUCCUGGUACAUCAUCUGGAAGGGCUCUGUCAAUGUCAUCACACAUGGAAAGGUAAGGCCAUUACCCCAGGUCUCUUAUUUGUGUACGAUUCUUUAGUAUACACACUUUUGAUGAAUAUUUGGAUACUACAUUUGAAUUGUAUUCACAUUGUACUUACAGUGUGUGUGUGUGUGUGUGUGUGUGUGUGUGUGUGUGUGUGUGUGUGUGUGUGUGUGUGUGUGUGUGUGUGUGUGUGUGUGUGUGUGUGUGUGUGUGUGUGUGUGUGUGUGUGUGUGUGAUGCAGGGUCUGGUGACGACGCUACAUGAGGGAGAAGAUUUUGGGCAGCUGGCCCUGGUGAACGAUGCUCCCAGAGCAGCCACCAUCAUCCUGAGAGAGGACAACUGCCACUUCCUACGAGUCGACAAACAGGACUUCAUACGCAUCCUCAAGGUGGGUUUGGUUACAGCCUGAUGUUGUGUACAUACCGUAUUCAUACUGAUGUGUACUGUCCUGUGUGUAUUCACACAGUAUGUGUGUAAGUAGAUACAGUCUGUAUGACUGUGUUUCAGGAUGUGGAGGCUAACACCGUGCGUCUGGAGGAACAUGGGAAAGCUGUGUUGGUGCUGGAGAAGGCUGAGUCGACCAAUCAGGGAGGGACAGGAAACAUCAGCAAGUGAGACACGCCCACCUCUCAUACAACAUACUGUAUAACAACAAUCAGUCAAACAAGCACUUACACAUUCAUCAUUCAACCUAAAUGAACACACUCAUUCAAGGCGUUAUUAGACCAAUGUCAUGUAAACCAUUUUUUUUGCUGUAGAAUGUAACACGUUUCAGUACCAUUUUUGUGGACAGUGUUAUUAAUUGUGGCAGUUAUCUGCUCGCCUAUUGUUGAUUCAACACAGAAAUGGACUUCAACCCUGUUCAGUUGAAUGGACUGCACUUUAUCUCACCUCAAGUGUUUUAACAAACAUUGGGUUUAAUGAAUGUGAUGCUGGUGAUGCUGACUGACUGCCUCUUUAGUGAAGUGUCUGCCUGUUGCUCUCUACACACCUACACACAUACCUAUACUCUCUUCCUCUUCCUGUCUUCCCUUUCUAUAUCUCUCUCUCUAUCUAUCUCCCUCUUCCACAAACACACAGGUAUACAGUGAUGUCUGGAACACCAGAGAAGAUCCUAGAACACCUGCUUGAGACAGUGAAGUUGGAUACUAAUGGCAAUGAUGCUAUAGGUAUGAUGCUAUAUGGCUUGCCUUAGUCCAAACAUCUCUCUACUAUAGUGGCUGGACCCCUCUAUGUCGAUUGACCACUGACAUACUCCCACUGUUUUAUGUUCAAAGAAAAGGAGUUCCUCUUUUAAGACACACUAUAGUGAACAAUCUGAUGACCUCUGAAUCCUCAGCCAAACUUUAAAGAUAGUUUCUGGUUUCAUGGGCACUGUUUGUUUGGGUCAUUCACAUGAAACAGCCAACAACGACAGAAAACAACAGGCAGAAUCAGGCCAGUCACAUUCCUGGCUAUUUAUUUUAUGUCUGCUAAAAGCCAAAGUCAGAUGACUCAAAUUGUUUCUGUGUUUUUCGGGGAGGAAGCACGGGGACGGCGGGAGGGACACAGAAUGCCAUUAGGCCUUGUUAGUGUGUUAUGUGUUGUUCUGUCUGUGUGCCCACAGAUCCCUGUGUGAGCGACUUCCUACUGACCCACAGGGUCUUCAUGCCCUCCAGCCAGCUCUGCCCGGCCCUGCAACAGCAAUACCCUUUAUGAUGAUUAUGAUGGUGGUGAUGCUGAUCGUGGUGGUGGUAGUGGUGGUGGAGGUGGGGGUGGUAGUGGAGGGGUGAUGAUGAUGAUGUUAUAAGUUGUUGUGUUUAUUUCUAUUUACUAUGCCUCAAUUCAAUCAGAUCGAGUGUUAACCGGUGUUGGCAGACAUCCGCAUAGCAGAUGUUUUGGUGGUGUUGGAGGUGUAACUGCGGUACGGGCUGACCAAUAGGUGAGCGGCUGCUCUUGUGUGUCACAAACCACACCCUUCCUUAUUAUCCCUACCGCGUCAGAAGUUCAAAACGGCAACAGAAAGUGUAGGCUAAUGCAUGUUUUCAUGUUCAUUUGGAUAGGGGGGAUUUAUAGCUUCUCAGUCUAAUCGAGGUGUAGAAAAUAGAAUAUCACUCAAGUGCUUGAACUUGUAACGUGGAUGACUGAACUUCUAACAUGGCUGCAUGGGAUCUGUCAGAUUAUAAAAUCGGUGGUUUCGUUGCAUCCAAUGGCAGUGUCCGCGAUAAGAUAACGCAAGGAGCCGCUUAUGGAUUUCAAAUCAAAUUUUAUUUGUCACGUCCCGAAUACAAAAGGUGUAGACCUUACCGUGAAAUGCUUACUUAUGAGCCCUUAACCAAACAAUGCAGUUCAAGAAAUAGAGUUUUUUAUCAAAUCAAAAAGUAACACAAUAAAAUUACAUAACAAUAAGGAGGCUAUAUACAGGGGAUACCGGCACCGAGUCAAUGUGCGGGGGCACAGGUUAGUCAAGGCAAUCCAUAAAGUCACUAUGCAUAGAUAAUAAACAGCGAGUAGCAGCAGUGUAAAAACAAAGGGGGGGCGGGGUCAAUUUAAAUAGUCCCGGUGGUCAUUUGAUUAAUUGUUCAGCAGUCUUAUGGCUUGGGGGUAGAAGCAUUUUUUAUUUUUUAUUUUUUAAGCCUUUUGAUCCUAGACUUGGCGCUCCGGUACUGCUUGCCGUAUGGUAGCAGAGAGAACAGUCUAUGACUUGGGUGACUGGAGUCUUUGACAAGGAUUUGACAGCUCUAACGCGGUUCCACCGAAAUCUGAUAGAAUCUAGCCCUUACAUUUUGUCUCUAUAAAGGGAAAGCCAGACACAUCGCGGACACCGACGCCUCGCUUCUGGACGAGCUAAACACCUUCUUCGCACACUUCGAGGAAAACACAGAGCCGCCAACAUGGGCCACCGCCGCUCAUGAGGACUGUGAGCUCUCGUUCUCCAUGGCCGGCUUGAGUAAGACAUUUAAGCAUGUUAACCCUCGCAAGGCUGCCGGCCCAGACGGCAUCCCAAGCCGUGUCCUCAGAGCAUGUGCAGACUAGCUGGCUGGAGUGUUUACCGACAUACUCAAUCUCUCCCUAUCCCAGUCUGUUGUCUCAACUUGCUUCAAGAUGUCCACCAUUGUUCCUGUAGCCAAGAAAGUGAAGGUAACUGAACUAAAUGGCUAUCGCCCCGUAGCAGUCACUUCUGUCAUCAUAAAGUGCUUUGAGGGGCUAGUUAAGGAUUAUAUCACCUCCACCUUACCCAACACAUUAGAACCACUACAAUUUGCAUACCGCCCCAAUAGAUCCACGGAUGACGCAAUCGCCAUCGCAAUGCACACUGCCCUAUCCCAUCUGGACAAGAGGAAUACCUAUGUAAGAAUGCUGUUCAUUGACUACAGCUCAACCUUCAACACCAUAGUGCCCUCCAAGCCCUGGGUCUGAACCCCGACCUGUGCAACUGGGUCCUGGACUUCCUGACAGGCUGACCCCAGGCAGCAACACCUCCACCACGCUGAUCCUCAACACGGGGGCCCCACAAGGGUGCGUGCUCAGCCCACUCCUGUACUCCCUGUUUACCCAUGACUGCAUGGCCAUGCACGUCUCCAACUCAAUCAUCAAGUUUGCUGACGACACAACAGUAGUAGGCCUGAUUAAAAACAAUGACGAGACAGCCAUGGCGGAGUGGUGCCAGGAAAAUAACCUCUCCUUCAACGUCAACAAAAUGAAGGAGACAGCAGAGAGAGCAUGCCCCCAUCCACAUCGACGGGGCUGCAGUGGAGAGGAUGAAAAGCUUCACGUUCCUUGGCGUGCAAAUCACUGACAACCUGAAAUGGUCCAUCCACACAGACAGUGUGGUGAAGAAGGCGCAACAGUGCCUCUUCAACAGGAGGCUGAAGAAAUUUGGCUUGGCCCCUAAGACCCUCACAAACUUCUACAGAUGCACCAUUGAUCACAUCCUGUAGAGCUGUAUCACCGCCUGGUACGGCAAUUGCACUGUUCGCAACCUCAGGGCUCUCCAGAGGGUGGUGCAGUCAGCCCAAAGCAUCACCGGGGGUACACUGCCUGCCCUCCAGGACAUCUACAGCACCCGGUGUCACAGGAAAGCCAAGAAGAUCAUCAAGGACCUCAGCCACCCAAGCCACGGCCUGUUCACCCCGCUACCAUCAAGAAGGCGGAGACAGUACAGGUGCAUCAAAGCUGGGACCGAGAGACUGACAAAAAGCUUCUAUCUCCAGCUCCUAUCAGACUGUUAAAUAGUCACCACUAGCAGGCCUCCGCCCAGUGCCCUGCCCUGAACUUAGUCACUGUUACUAGCCGGCUACCACCCGGUACUCUACCCUGCACAUUAGAGACUGCUGCCCAAUGUACAUAGUCAUUGAACACUGGUCAUACAGUGCAUUCGGAAAAUAUUCAGAACCCUUGACUUUUUCCACAUUUUGUUACGUUACAGCCUUAUUCUAAAAUGGAUAAAAAAUCAUAAUUCUACACACAAUACCCCAUAAUAAAAAAUGCAAAUAUCACAUUUACAUAAGUAUUCAGACCCUUUACUCAGUACUUUGUUGAAGCACCUUUGGCAGCGAUUACAGCCUUGAGUCUUCUUGGGUAUGACGCUACAAGCUUGGCACACAUGUAUUUGGGGAGUUUCUCCCAUUCUUCUCUGCAGAUCCUCUCAAGCUCUGUCAGGUUGGAUGGGGAGCGUUGCUGCACAGCUAUUUUCAGUUCUCUCCAGAGAUUUUUCGAUCGGGUUCAAGUCCGGGCUCUGGCUGGGCCACUCAAGGACAUUCAGAGACUUGUCCCGAAGCCACUCCAGCGUUGUCUUGGCUGUGUGCUUAGGGUCAUUGUCCUGUUGGAAGGUGAACCUUAGCCCCAGUCUGAGGUCCUGAGCGCUCUGGAGCAGGUUUUCAUCAAGGAUCUCUCUAUACUUUCCUCCAUUCAUCUUUCCCUCGAUCCUGACUUGUCUCCCAGUCCCUGCCGCUGAAAAACAUCCCCACAGCAUGAUGCUGCAAUCACCAUGCUUCCCGUAGGGAUGGUGCCAGGUUUCCUCCAGACGUGACGCUUGGCAUUCAGGCCAAAGAGUUCAAUCUUGGUUUCAUCAGACCAGAGAAUCUUGUUUCUCAUGGUCUGAGAGUCUUUAGGAGCCUUUUGGCAAACUCCAAGCGGGCUGUCGUAUUCCUUUUACUGAGGAGUGGUUUCCGUCUGGCCACUUUACCAUAAAGGCCUGAUUGGUGGAGUGCUGCAGAGAUGGUUGUCCUUCUGGAAGGUUAACCCAUCUCCACAGAGGAACUCUGGAGCUAUGUCAGAGUGACCAUUGGGUUCUUGCUCACCUCCCUGACCAAGGCCCUUCUCCCCCGAUUGCUCAGUUUGGCCGGGCGGCCAGCUCUAGGAAGAGUCUUGGUGGUUCCAAACUUCUUCCAUUUAAGAAUGAUGGAGGCAACUGUGUUCUUGUUGACCUUCAAUGCUGCAAAAAUGUUUUGGUACACUUCCCCAGAUCUGUGCCUCGACAGAAUCCUGUCUCGGAGCUCUACGGACAAUUCCUUCGACCUCAUGGCUUGGUUUUUGCUCUGACAUGCACUGUCAACUGUAUAACCUUAUAUAGACAGGUGUGUGCUUUCCAAGUCAUGUCCAAUCAAUUGAAUUUACCACAGGUGGACUCCAAUCAAACAUUUCAAGGAUUAUCAAUGAAAACAGGAUGCACCUGAGCUCAAUUUCGAGUCUCAUAGUAAUGGGUCUUAUGUAAAUACUUAUGUAAAUACGUUUUUUCUGUUUUUUAUUUAUAAUACAUUUGCAAACAUAAAAAAAAACAGUUUUCACUUUGUCGUUAUGGGGUAUUGUGUGUACAUUGAUGAGGAUUUUAAUUUUUUUAAUCAAUUUCAGAAUAAGGCUGUAACGUAACAAAAUGUGGAAAAAGUCAAGGGGUCUGAAUACUUUCCGAAUGUGCUGUAUAUUCCGGUAUCUGACAUUGCUUGUGCUGAUAUUUUUUGGAUUUGUGUGUGUCACUAGGAACCGAUGUGGAAGUGGUGGAGGAGUCAGGCGCAGGACACAGAGGUUAAGUCCAACAGACUUUAAUAGUCGAACGAACAAGAGAAAAACCCGACCUCGAAAAUAAACCAAGAGGCGAGGGAAAAUUACGCAACACGCGUAACACUAAGCACAAAACAACAAGAGAGUGCAGACACGUAGCUCCGAACAAAGUGGCAGCAAAAACAACACACAAUAAGACUAGUGCAAAACACGGAACUUAUAAGACAAGUAAUCAACACACAAAUGGACACAGGUGUAACAGACAGACAAAAGCAAUCAAACACCGAAACAUAGAGCGGUGGCAGCUAGUACUCCGGGGACGGCGAACGCCGAAGCCUGCCCGAACCAGGAGGAGGAGCAGUCUCGGCAGAAUCCGUGACAGUACCCCCCCCCCCUUGACGCGCGGCUCCAGCCGUGCGCCGACCCCGGCCUCGGGGACGGCCAGGAGGACGCGGACCCGGGCGCGUGGGAUGCCCACGGUGGAACUCAGUCAGGAGGGAUGGAUCGAGUAUGUCCCUCCUGGGCACCCAGCACCGUUCCUCCGGACCGUACCCCUCCCACUCCACGAGAUACUGGAGACCACUCAUCCGGCGCCUCGAGUCCAAGAUGGUCCGGACCCUGUACGCCGGGGCCCCCUCGAUGUCCAAAGGGGGCGGAGGGGUCUCCUCUAUCUCAUCUUCUUGGAGUGGGCCAGCUACCACCGGCCUGAGAAGAGACACAUGGAACGAGGGGUUAAUAUUUUUAUACUCUAUAGGCAGUUGUAACCUGUAACACACCUCGUUCAAUCUUCUCAGGACUUUGAAGGGCCCCACAAACCGCCGACCCAGCUUCCGGCAGGGCAGGCGGAGGGGCAGGUUUCGAGUCGAGAGCCAGACUCGAUCUCCCGGUGCGUACACCGGUCCCUCACUGCGGUGGCGAUCGGCGCUCGCCUUUUGUUGACGGAUGGCACGCUGCAGAUGGACAUGGGCAGCGUCCCACGUCUCCUCCGAGCGCCGAAUCCACUCGUCCACCGCAGGGGCCUCGAUCUGGCUCUCGUGCCAAGGUGCCAGGACCGGCUGAUAACCUAAAACACACUGGAAAGGUGUUAAAUUGGUGGAGGAGUGGCGGAGAGAGUUCUGGGCCAUCUCUGCCCAGGGGAUGAACCUAGACCACUCCUCCGGCCGGUCCCGGCAAUAGGACCUCAAAAACCUACCCACAUCCUGGUUGACACGUUCCACCUGCCCAUUGCUCUCUGGGUGGUACCCCGAGGUAAGGCUUACCGAGACCCCCAACCGUUCCAUGAACGCCCCCCAAACUCUGGAGGUGAACUGGGGACCUCGGUCAGACACAAUAUCCUCGGGGACCCCAUAGUGCCGGAACACAUGGGUAAAUAGGGCCUCAGCGGUUUGUAGGGCAGUAGGGAGACCCGGCAUGGGAAGGAGACGACAGGCCUUAGAAAACCGAUCCACAACGACCAAAAUGGUGGUAUUCCCCUGGGAGGGGGGUAGGUCGGUUACGAAAUCCACCGAUAGGUGGGACCAUGGUCGUUGUGGAACGGGCAGGGGAUGUAGCUUACCCCUGGGCAAAUGUCUAGGCGCCUUACACUGGGCACACACCGAGCAGGAGGAGACAUAAACCCUCACAUCCCUAGCUAACGUUGGCCACCAGUAUUUCAUGCUAAGACAGUGCACGGUCCGGCCAAUACCUGGAUGUCCAGAGGAGGGUGAUGUAUGAGCCCAAUAAAUAAGACGAUCCCGAACCUCGAGCGGAACGUACGUCCGCCCCACAGGACACUCGGGGGGAGUAGGGUCGGUACGCAGUGCCCGCUCGAUUUCCGCAUCGACCUCCCAUACCACCGGAGCCACCAAACAAGACUCCGGCAAUAUGGAAGUAGGCUCGUUGGACCUCUCCUCCGUGUCAUACCGCCGGGACAGGGCGUCUGCCUUACCAUUCUGGGACCCUGGGAUGUAUGUGAUCUUAAAAACAAACCGGGUUAGGAACAUGUUCCACCUAGCCUGACGAGGGUUCAAUCUCCUAGCUGCCCGGAUGUACUCCAGGUUACGGUGAUCAGUCAGAAUGAGGAAAGGGUGUUGUGCCCCCUCAAGCCAAUGCCUCCACACCUUUAGGGCCUGGACUACGGCUAACAGCUCCCUGUCCCCAACGUCAUAGUUGCGCUCCGCCGAGCUGAGCUUCUUGGAGUAGAACGCACAGGGGCGGAGUUUAGGUGGCGUGCCGGACCGUUGUGACAGGACUGCCCCAAUACCGGUCUCGGACGCGUCUACCUCUACUUGGAAUGGUAAAGAGGGAUCCGGAUGCGCCAGUACCGGAGCCGAGGUGAACAGGUUCUUCAGUUUAACAAAUGCCCUGUCCGCCUCAGCCGACCACUGCAAACGAACCGGACCCCCCUUUAGCAGGGACGUAAUGGGAGCUGCAACCUGUCCAAAACCCCGAAUAAACCUCCGGUAGUAAUUAGCAAAACCCAAGAACUGCUGCACCUCUUUUACAGUGGUUGGAGUUUGCCAAUUACGCACGGCCGAUACCCGGUCUACCUCUAUCUCCACACCAGACGCGGACAACCGAUAACCCAAAAAGGAGACGGACUCCUGGAAGAACAGGCAUUUCUCUGCCUUGACAUACAAGUCAUGCUCCAACAGUCUUCUCAACACUCGGCGCACCUGGGCUACAUGCUCGGCUCGUGUAGAAGAGUACACUAGGAUGUCGUCGAUGUAAACUACUACACCCUGCCCAUGCAUGUCCCGGAAAAUCUCGUCAACAAAGGAUUGGAAGACUGAAGGAGCAUUCAUUAAACCGUAUGGCAUGACGAGAUACUCGUAAUGACCCGAGGUGGUGCUAAAUGCUGUUUUCCAUUCAUCCUCCUCCCUAAUGCGCACCAGAUUGUACGCGCUCCUGAGAUCCAACUUUGUGAAGAACCGCGCUCCGCGUAACGAUUCCGUCAUUGUCGCAAUCAGUGGCAGUGGGUAACUGUAUUUAACUGUGAUCUGAUUGAGACUACGGUAAUCAAUACACGGGCGCAAUCCCCCGUCCUUCUUCUUCACAAAGAAGAAACUCGAGGAGACCGGGGAAGUGGAGGACCGUAUGUAUCCCUGUGCCAAGGACUCGGCUAUGUAAGUCUCCAUAGCCGCUGUUUCCUCUUGAGACAGGGGAUACACACGACUCCGUGGAAGAGCCGCUCCUGUUUGGAGAUUUAUCGCACAGUCCCCCUGUCUAUGAGGAGGUAGCCGCGUUGCCCUCGAUUUGCUGAACACAAGUGCUAAAUCCUCAUACUCAGGGGGGAUGCGCAGUGCGGGCACUUGGUUCGGACUCUCUACCGAGGUCGCCCCUACGGAAACACCUAGACAUCUCCCUACACACUGGGCAGACCACUCCAUAAGAGCCCUCUGUUGCCACGCUAUGGUAGGAUCAUGGGUGCUUAACCAGGGAAGGCCCAACACCACGGGGUACGCAGGAGAGUCAAUCAGAUAAAACUGAAUGAUCUCCUCAUGACCCCCCUGCGUCGUCAUCGUCAGCGGUGCCGUGACUUCCCUGAUCAGGCCCGAACCCAACGGCCGGCUGUCUAAUGCGUGGACAGGAAAUGGAGCUUCUACCGGCCGAAGGGGAAUCCCUAACCUACAACAAAAUGCCCGAUCAAUAAAGUUCCCAGCUGCGCCUGAAUCUACUAGCGCCUUAUGCUGGGAAUGAGGUGCCACCUGUGGAAAUCUCACAGGAAUACUCAUGUGACCAACAGAAAGCUCUGGGUAAGUGGGGCGCCUACUCACCUGAAAUGACUCCCCAGUGCGUGGCCUGUUGUCACCUCUCCCAGGAGACCCUCCCCAGCACCUGGCCGCGGUGUGUCCUCCACGACCACAGGUGGUGCAGGGGAUGGCCCCCCUCGGGUUCCCUCUCCUCCUCUCUCUAGCGCCAGCACCCCCGAGCUCCAUGGGAAUCGGCUCGGAGGUGCUGGAGGGUGGAAUGGAUACCCCCACUCGGGACGUCCGCGGGUAGCCAGCAGGGUGUCUAGACGGAUGGAAAUGUCCACCAACUGGUCGAACGACAGGUUGGUGUCCCUGCAGGCCAGCUCACGACGAACGUCCUCUCGUAGGCUACACCGGUAGUGGUCAAUGAGGGCCCUCUCAUUCCACCCCGCAUCCGCCGCUAGUGUCCGGAACUCCAGUGCGAACUCCUGUGCGCUCCUCUUCCCCUGUCGGAGGUGGAAUAGACGCUCUCCCGCCGCUUUCCCCUCAGGUGGAUGAUCGAAGACGGCCCUGAAGCGGCGGGAGAACUCCGCGUAGGUGAUGGUUGUGGCGUCUAUUCCCCUCCAUUCGGCGUUGGCCCACUCCAACGCCUUGCCGGAUAGACAGGAGAUGAGGGCGGAGACGCUCUCGUAUCCCGAUGGCGCCGGGUGUAUGGUGGCCAGGUAGAGUUCCACCUGCAGGAGGAAUCCCUGACACCCGGCUGCAGAACCGUCAUAUGCCCUCGGGAGCGAGAGCCGAAUCCCACUGGGUUCCGGUGCUGAGAGAGGAGGACUGGCCGUUGGUGAUGGGAUGUUGUAAGAGUGCGUGGGCACCUCUCGAUUCACCAACUGGCGCAGAGUGUUGGACACCUCGUCCAUGGCGGUCCCGAGUUGCCGGAUCAUAGUGUCCUGGUAGUUGAUCCGGGAUUCCAGGGAUUCGGGUGCCGCGGCUGUUCCUGCUGACUCCAUGGUAUGGUGUGUUGUUCUGUCACUAGGAACCGAUGUGGAAGUGGUGGAGGAGUCAGGCGCAGGACACAGAGGUUAAGUCCAACAGACUUUAAUAGUCGAACGAACAAGAGAAAAACCCGACCUCGAAAAUAAACCAAGAGGCGAGGGAAAAUUACGCAACACGCGUAACACUAAGCACAAAACAACAAGAGAGUGCAGACACGUAGCUCCGAACAAAGUGGCAGCAAAAACAACACACAAUAAGACUAGUGCAAAACACGGAACUUAUAAGACAAGUAAUCAACACACAAAUGGACACAGGUGUAACAGACAGACAAAAGCAAUCAAACACCGAAACAUAGAGCGGUGGCAGCUAGUACUCCGGGGACGGCGAACGCCGAAGCCUGCCCGAACCAGGAGGAGGAGCAGUCUCGGCAGAAUCCGUGACAGUGUGUAUUGUUUUAUAUUCUUAGGUAUACUGCACUGUUGGAGCUACAAACAUAAGCAUUUCGCUGCACCUGCGAUAACAUCUGCAAAAUAUGUUUGCGCGACCAAUACAUUUUGAUUUAAGAGGAUCACAUACCCAACAUUUUGUGGGAGUAUUUUUAAUUGGUCUACCAAAAACAAAUGAAAUGUUUUAAAUGUUAUUCAAUUAAAUAAAUUAAACAAAUUAACAUCAUUAAACCAAAGCAUCCAGCUCCUCCAGCUUAAGAGACAGACUAGUGUCUCUUCAGUCGACAGCAGCUCAGACAGGUCUAGGUCUAGUAUAGCUGUGUUAAGUUGUUGUUCAGAUGGGUUGUCUCCCUUCCUUAACCCUGAGUGCACCUAUCAUGCCGAGCCGUCUGAGGGCUCAGAGCUGGAGAAGGCAGCCUACGCCCUCAACACCAAGCAGAAGAUAGUGAAGCUGAUUGGCCAGUGGGUGGCACUGUUCGGCCAGAUUCUCAAAGACGACCCUAUCGCUGUUGACUUCCUGGAGGUGAGUGAGGGUGAUAGUGGGCUUCUCUAUAAACACACACAGAUAUUAUGUGUAUGUACAGAUAUAUACAGAUAUAGGAUCUUAAUUUGAGACAGUUUGCUACAGCAACAUAAAAUGUGAAUUAUUAUGUGUAUUAUAAUUCAUGGGGGAAAAAUUGUAGGGGUUGAUACAUUUUUCGUUAGGGCAAAUCAAGACUGACAUUUUAAAGUGGAAAUUACAAACUUUAGAAUACUUUUUAAACCUCGAUUACACUACAAGUUUGCAUUUCCUGCUGUGCAGGAAACAUCUGUAGAUGAUCUACACAGGAUCAAUAAUAGCAGUCUUAUAUUAAUGUUAUUUAUCCAAAUAUAAGGCUUUGAAAAGCAGAUAAUGUAGAACAUAUUGUAUAUGUAAUAUAUAGUAAAUUGUGCAGUAUAUUAUAUUGAAUGUAGGCCUGUGUAUAUGUCUCUGUGUGUGUUGUGACCAUAAACAUACAGUAUACAUACAGUGUUUCUAUGCAUGCCAGACGCUGAGGAAAGAGGUGACAGGUGACUCUCGUCUGUCCAGUAUGCUGAGAGAGCAGCUCAGAGACAGGAGGAGAACCAGAGUGUGAGUAGUAACAUAUCACCCAGUCAGUCUGUCAUAUAGAAGAACCUACCAGGUGAAUGAAUGAGGUCAAAGGUCAAGAUACCUGUAGUACGUCAUGGGGUGGAUUGGAUAUUUGUGGUGUGACUUCAGUAAUGUGAAACUUAAGUUAUAUCUAUUUCUAUGUACUCACAUUUUGAUAGGCUCACAUACCCAACAAUUACGGCAGUAUAUUUUUAUCUGUCUACCAAAACAAAUUAACAAAUUUAACAAGGCAUCUAGCUCCUCCUGCUGAAGAGACAGACUAGUGUUCAGUCGACAGCAGACAGCAGCCAUAUUGUUAACAUUAUGAGGUAUCGUAACCAGGAUGAUUGGAGUAUUUCUUGCAUGUAGAUUCUAAUACAAAUAAUUUAGCAUUUUUUUAUCUUUCCAGGCUGGAGAAUGGUGUUGAGUCACUGACAAGGGUAAAUUGCUUAAUAAUAAUAAUAAUAAUAAUAAUAAUAAUAAUAAUAAUAAUAAUAAUAAUAUGCUUAUAAUGAAUAAUCUCGGUUAAUCCAGAACUAAAAUCUUGCGUAAUUUGGUCAGAUUCUAAAGUUAUGUUUAAGUAGUCUAUCCACGAGAGAUUACAUGCUCAAUAAAGAUCACUUUUGCACACAUACACUAUAUAUACAAAAGUAUGUGGACACCCCUUCAAAUUAGUGGAUUUGGCUAUUUCAGCCACACCCGUUGCUGACAGGUAUAAAAAAAAUCGAGCACACAGCCAUGCAAUCUCCAUAGACAAACAUUGGCAGUAGAAUGGCCUUACUGAAGAGCUCAGUGACUUUCAAUGUGGCACCGUCACAGGAUGCCACCUUUCCAACAACUCAGUUCGUCAAAUUACUGCCCCGGUCAACUGUAAGUGCUGUUACUGUGAAGUGGAAAGGUCUAGGAGCAACAACGGCUCAGCCGCGAAGUGGUAGGCCACAUAAGCUCAAAGAACGGGACCGCCGAGUGCUGAAGCGCGUAACGCGUAAAAAUCGUCUGUCCUCGGUUGCAACACUCACUACCGAGUUCCAAACUGCCUCUGGAAGCAACGUCAACACAAUAACUGUUCAUCAGGGAGCUUCAUGAAAUGUUUUUCCAUGGCUGACGAGCCGCACACAAACCUAAGAUCACCAUGCGCAAUGCCAAGCGUCAGCUGGAGUGGUGUAAAGCUCACCGCCAUUGGACUCUGGAGCAGUGGAAACGCGUUCUCUGGAGUGAUGAUUCACGCUUCAUCAUCUGGCAAUCCGACGGACGAUUCUGGGUUUGGCAGAUGCCAAGAGAACGCUACCUGCCCCAAUGCAUAGUGCCAACUGUAAAGUUUGGUGGAGGAGGAAUAAUGGUCUGGGGCUGUUUUUCAUGGUUCGGGCUAGACCCCUUAGUUCCAGUGAAGGGAAAUAUUAACGCUACAGCAUACAAUGACAUUCUAGAUGAUUCUGUGCUUCCAACUUUGUGGCAACAGUUUGGGGAAGGCCCUUUCCUGUUUCAGCAUGACAAUGCCCCCAUGCACAAAGUGAGGUCCAUACAGAAUUGGUUUGCCAACAGUGUGGAUGAACUUGACUGGCCUGCACAGAGCCCUGACCUCAACCCCAUCGAACACAUUUAGGAUGAAUUGGAACUCCGACUGCGAGCCAGGCCUAAUCGUCCAAUAUCAGUGCCCGAUCUCAAUAAUGCUCUUGUGGCUGAAUGGAAGCAAGUCCCCGCAGCAAUGUUCCAACAUCUAGUGGAAAGCCUUACCAGAAGGAUGGAUGCUGUUAUAACAGCAAAGGGGGGACCAACUCCAUAUUAAUGCCCAUGAUUUUGGAAUGAGAUGUUCGACGAGCAGCUGUCCACAUACUUUUGGUCAUGUAGUGUACUUCUGCUCCUCUGGUUAUUACCACAUUACAUGCCCCCUUUACUUAGGCAGAUUGUGAGAUAACAAAACAAUAUGAGUCCUCAGAAAUUCUGGAAAAGUAGACAGUACAUAAUGCCUCCCUGAGCUAAAAGAUAUUAAAGCAUAAAAAACAUAGAAAAAUGAAAAGCCACACUUGUGGCUGACGUACUCUGUCUGUUGUUUGUCACCAUCAGUUUGACUGGUUCUCCAGUUGUGAGGAGCCAGUGGGGAAGUGUCUGCCAAUCAGAUCACAGGACAAAGGUCAGUGAGACUACUACAAAACUUAAAAGAUCAGCUGACAAUAUGUAAACCAUAGCAUGAUAAUAACUAUGUCUUGAAUAGUAUGGUAAUGUCCUUUUCUAUAAUGUUUUACUGUUUAUUACAAUUGGUUAACCAUUCACAGCCCACUGCAACCAUGAAAGGCACUUACAGAUUGGUCAGUAUUAAUGGUUGUUGAUGUACUUUGUUUUAAUGCCAAAAUGUAUUCUCCCAUGUCCCUGUGUUUCCUAGUAUUGUAUGAGAUCUUUCGGCCAGACCAUACGUCAGUCACUCUGAUGCUGCCGGUGAACGCCUCUGUUCAGGAAGUGAUGUCAUCGCUGGUAAACCCAGGAGGAGACCACGUCCUGGUCAAAAUGAAUUCCAUGGGAGGUGGGUGGCUCUUCUUUUCUUUUUUUUUUCCAUGUCAUCUGGAAGCAAUUUGAAUCCCUUUUCUAAGAUACAGCUGUACAGGAUAUGCAUUAAAAGCGCUGCAAUUUCAAUCCGACGUCUGCAUUGGCCGUGCAGCAUUUACGGUGACACGGCCUCUGCAGAAGUCAGGGCAUUCAUACUUCUGGCGCUUCGCAAGGCAGCGCAGAGCUGUUGUGAAGGAAGUUGUCAAGGAUUUGAGUUUGCGUUUAUACAGGACCUCCCGCCCUCACCUACUGUCAACCAAUCAUGUCAAUGUGGAGCUAUACAGAGCCCUCCGCAUUGUUACAACAUUCGAGAGGUGCACCGCGAUGUGGUACGGAGCUUGAUUUGGUCUCUGCAUGCCUACGGGGGCUUGGCAAUUGUGUCAUACGAAGCUCCGACCACAUUUUCAGAUCAAGCAUAAAUUUGAUUUUAGUUCCCUACCAGUUAAUACACUUGGUACAGCACUCCCUCCUUCAAGCAAGAGCAGUUAUAUUCAUAACGUUACGAUUUUCUAUAUGUACAUGUUAAAGUUUUUGUAAUAUGUAAAUGUAAUAUUAGGGUAAAUUGUAUUGAAAGAGUGUAGCUCUCAGUGAGUGUUGAUGUUAUGUUGGGGUGUGUCUGUGAGCUGUUGUGUGUUAAAGGGUUUGUGUUUGCUGUAUCAUAGACAGGACUCAGCUGAAGCUGGAUACCACAGCAGUCUACACCUCCCUGGGGCUGAAUGAGAGACUGUUCCUCUGCACUGCCAGCCAGGUGGAACAACUGGUGAGUCAUCACCUACUUAACCAUUACUGUCUGCUGUUUCACACAGUCAGAGAUCAGUAGCUCACCACUGCUUAUCAAUAUAAGAUAACAUAGCCAAUACUAUACAACGGUGUGCACUCCAUGGUGAAAUGGUUUAUCGACUAUAGUCUAGAUAAUGCAUCUAUACUCUAUCAUGUGUGCGUAGAUUAACAUACUGUAUCUACAAGUUACCUAUAUUUUAAGAACUACACUACAUGGUGAAUCAGACAAGAACAUACCGAGACAGUCAUCAUAGCAUACUGUAGAUGUUUGUGUGAAUGCCCCCCCCUAAGGUCCAGUAUCAUGAUGUCAUGGAUGGUUGUUUUCUGGCACCUUCACAGACGCCCCUGAAGGAGCAGCAGGGUCCUGAUCAGAGCACCAUGGACACUUUGGAGCAGAUGUGUUCAAAGGACAUCGCCAGCCAGCUCACCAACUACGACUGGGAACUGUUCACCGCCAUGCACGAGGUAAGGAAGGAAAGGUGAGGCCAGAGCUGUGCCAAUAUUGUGGAGUGGAAGUUAUGGAUUUGGGACCAGCAGGACAAAAGUUAAAAGUGGAGAAACUGUUGCAUAUGUUUGCAAUGGGCGCUUGUGUGGGUACAUUAUAUACCCAGCUUUAAAUACUGAGUAUCAACAGUAUGCUCUGUUUCCCUGGAUAAAUACAUGUUAGGUCUAUAAGGGCAUGACAUCUAUCUCACAUGUGGGUAUGCACUGUGGUAGGUAGCUAAUGCAACAGGGUAAGGUGACUCAGAUGGGAGCUGUCUCAGUGCUAACAUGCAUCCUUGGUCCUGAUCUUGACCGUAAGGAAUCCUUUCUCUGACAUCUUCAAUCUGAUAACUGCUACUGCAGCAUCAUGUCAACCAUCAGAUCGUCUCCUCAACUGAUGUAUCAGCCACGUGUUUCAUCUGACACACAUGCUUCUUUAUGUAACGUUGAUUUAACCAGGUUGUCCCAUUGAGGUCAAUACGCUUCCCACUUGGCACACACUGGUUGAAUCGACGUUGUUUGCACAUCAUUUCAAUGGAGGUUGAAUGUUUGAAGUGGUACGGAGUAUGAAAAAAUGUAUGCACUCACUAACUGUAAGUCGCUCUGGAUAAGAGCGUCUGCUAAAUGACUAAAAUGUAAAAUGUAAAUGUAAAUUACGUUGAACCAACAUGAAAUAGAUGCUGAAUUGACGUCUGUGCACAGUGGGCUAUUUGACAAGGAAACCAAAUUCAAGUCAGGUUCAAAUGUUAUACAAAAUUGAAGGUUUAGAGCUCGAUUCAAUCCGUAUCGCUGAAGUUCAGCACUAUAGCACGAUUUAAAUGUGAAGGUAAUUUCCAAUUGAGCCAACAUAUACAGUGUUUACCGUGAAUGCACUCUUGCGUUUAAAUUUCUAUUGCGCUGUAGCGCAGCUCUUCAGCGCUACGGAUUGAAUCGAGCCCUUAGUCCAUUGGAUGUUUGCUUCAUAUACCGUUUUUGGGUCCAUACAUAAUAGCUUUUGAUGUGUGUUUAGUCUGCUACAGUACAUGUGGAUGGUAAGUGAAUAUGUCUCUCUCCCAUCAGGUGGAAUUAGUCUACUAUAUAUUUGGGCGACAUAAAUUCCCGGGCGCCACCACAGCUAACCUGGAGCGUUUCGUGCAUCGCUUCAACGAGGUGCAGUACUGGGUGGUGACGGAGGUGUGUCUGUGUACUGACCUGGUCAAGAGAGCCAUGCUGCUCAAGAAGUUCAUCAAGAUGGCCGUCGUGUGAGUGGCACUCAAAUUAAAACACAGCUUACCUUGUAAAGUGUAGAUUAAUUACUAUGUUAUCUUAGGGGUAACUAUCCCUAUAUAGCAGUAUACUACACUGAGUAUACAAAACAUUAAGAACAUCUGUUCUUUUUAUGACAUAGACUGAACAGCUAAAUCCAGGUGAAAGCUAUGGUCCCUUAUUGAUGUCACUUUAAAUCCACAUCAAUUACUGUAGAUGAAGGGGAGACAGGUUAAAGAAGGAUUUGUAAGCCUUGAGACAAUUGAGAAAUGGAUUGUGUAUAUGUGCCAUUCAGAGGGUGAAUGGGCAAGACAAAAUAUUGAAGUGCCUUUGAAAAGGGUAUGUUAGUAGGUGCCAGGUGCACCAGUUUGUGUCAAGAACUGCAACACUGCUGGGUUUCUCACACUCAACAGUUUUCCGUGUGUAUCAAGAGUGGUCCACCACCCAAAGGACAUCCAGCCAACUUGAUACAACUGUGGGAAGCAUUGGAGUCAACAUGGGCCAGCAAACCUGUGGGGGGUGCGCAACUUAAUAUUAAGAAGUGUUCCUAAUGUUUGGUAUACUCAGUGUAUAUUGGUAAUGUUGUACAAUAACACACUUUAUACAAAAAAUUGAACAUACCAGCAGAAAUCAUGUUUUCAUAUCCAGUUAAACUGAUUUAUAAAAGAUUGGUAAAGGAAGAUGCUCUCUUGUCUGUAGCCACUGAUGCGCCAAGGCUGCGUUUACACAGGCAGCCCAAUUCUGAUCUUUUGCUAUUCAUUGGUGUUUUGACCAAUCAGAUCAGAUAUUUUGCCAGUAAGUGAUAAAAUAAUCACUUAGGUAAUGCACAUGCUUAGUCUGCCCACAGCUGUUACUGACUGUGUUUCCUAUUUCAGGUUGAAGGAACAGAAGAACCUAAACUCGUUCUUUGCGGUGAUGUUUGGUCUGAGUAACAGUGCUGUACAGAGACUUAACAAGACCUGGGAGGUGAGGUCUGCUGGGGACAAUGACCUACAUUUUGAUUAUCGCUUAUAA